Messenger RNA from Sycon ciliatum, 1617 nucleotides. RefSeq lists its product as uncharacterized. Lineage: Eukaryota; Metazoa; Porifera; Calcarea; Leucosolenida; Sycettidae. The record is from RefSeq and is a predicted model, not a curated record. Gene Ontology annotation, biological process: proteolysis. Gene Ontology annotation, molecular function: aspartic-type endopeptidase activity. Bases 1 to 1617 code for a protein of 538 amino acids. The transcript is spliced from 2 exons.
AUGGGUGACCGACCACCCGCAAUUCCGCCCCCUGGACCGUUUCCUAUUUAUGUCUCCCUCUACGAUGCCGCCACGCGCUGGCUCGCCUGGACACGGAGUUUCAAACUUUAUCUUGCUGCGUCCAAAAUUGGCGAUGACGACCAACAGCGUGGGCUACUCCAGUACCUGGGAGGAGACGACAUCCAGCAACUCGUGCCCACUCUCAGCAACACAGGGGCAACAUUCGACGACCUCGCCAAAGCAUUGCAGGACGAGUUCGAUAAACACCAAAACAAAAUGCUCCUCAGGUUCAAUUUCCAUCCGCUUCGUCAACAGCCGAACGAGACUAUGGAGGGUUGCUGUUGUCGUGUGGGCGACCACGUGAAACGCAGCGGCUUCUCGGAUACGGCCGCGGAGAAAUUGGCUGUCUUGGACCAGCUGAUUAUCGGCUGCAAGUCCGACGCCCUUCGGCGAAAACUGCUGGAGAUCGAUGGCCUCGACUCCGACAAAGCUCUGAAAGCAGCCCGAGCGUAUGAGGCCAGCAUCACCCAUGCCCGCACGUUCAGGGAACGCCGUCCCCACCAACACUCUGACCAGCACGCUGUCAACAGCGGCCACCAUGCCAUUCAUUCUUUAGAGAUUGGCGCAGAGCUGUUUUCUACCGACUCUCCGCCUCGCCCAUCUACGGCACCCUGCCGUGAGGAUGCCCGGCGCACCGUGCACGUCAACGGCAUACCCCUGACUGUCUUGGUGGAUAGUGGUGCCAGUCACGAUAUCAUCAAUACUGAUGACCUGGCAAAGGUUGCCCCUGGUGCAGCACUUCAGCAAACGGAUGUGCAAAUCUUUGCUUACGGCUCAACUUCACCUCUUCUUCUUCUGGGUAGCAUCACCCUCUGUGUUUCCUCCGCUACCAUGAGUUCGACGGCAACAUUCCUCGUUGUCGCACACGCGCCACGUACCGCUGCUAUCGUUGGCCGCGAGACCGCCAUGCGUUUUGGCCUCAUCCAGCUGGUCCACAGCAUCGAAAGUCCGCAACUGCCAGACGACCUUGCUGAGUACCACGACCGCUUCCAGGGCCUCGGCUGCAUCAACGACGUAGAAGCCCAUAUCUACGUAGAUGGCAACGCCCGCCCUGUCGCUCACGCACCAUCCAAAGUGGCUGUCCACCUCCAGGAGGACGCACUCGCUGAGCUCCAUGAGCAGCUCGCAUUGGAUGUCAUCGAGCCUGCCACUGGCCCCACCCCAUGGGUUGCCCGAAUGGUGGUCGUGCCGAAGCGCAAGGGCAAAGUGCGCCUCACGCAGGAUUUCCGUGAUGUCAACGCCGUUGCGGCACGGGAACGCCAUCCCAUCCCCACGCUUGAGGAGAUUACUUCCGACAUGCCAGGGGUCACCGUGUUCACCGAGUUGGAUAUGAACAAGACUUUCCACCAGAUCUCACUGGCCGAGUCAUCCCGUCUUUUCACCGUGUUCCACACACCCCUCGGCCUAAUGCGGUGCAAGCGACUCGCCAUGGGGUUGGCUUCAGCGUCUGAGAUCCUCCAGCGGACCAUGGACCGUGUCCUCGCGGGUCUCCCAGGUGUUCGCAGCGUGCACGACAAUUAUAUUCAUCUACGGCGAGACGGCCCAAGUCCACGAUGA